Messenger RNA from Pyrus x bretschneideri (Chinese white pear), 1559 nucleotides. Its product is annotated as polynucleotide 3'-phosphatase ZDP. The record is from RefSeq and is a predicted model, not a curated record. The coding region runs from base 90 to 1298 and encodes 402 amino acids. Lineage: Eukaryota; Viridiplantae; Streptophyta; Magnoliopsida; Rosales; Rosaceae. Gene Ontology annotation, biological process: DNA repair. Gene Ontology annotation, molecular function: double-stranded DNA binding; polynucleotide 3'-phosphatase activity; zinc ion binding. The transcript has 12 exons.
UUUUCUUUGGAAUCUAUUGCUUUUCUCUUGCUCUUGCAUGCAGUUAAUGAUGGCGGGAAAUCCCUAAAACCCCAGUUACCCAACUUCCAAUGCUAACCAUACCCACCUGCAACUCUAUCUUCACCCGCCUGAUUCCCUUCCUCCCCAAAAACCCUAAUUCCCCGAAACCCUCUCCUACACGUUUCGUCAAUUUCCACACCCCGAAACGUUUCGCUUGUGUCGGCCUCCACACACUACCAAUGUCGGCUUCUUCUUCGACCAAAUUAGCGGCGGAGUACGCGAAGUCGAAGAGGUCAUCGUGCAAAAAGUGCUCGGAACCGAUCGCCGCCCAGGCUCUGCGGCUGGGGUUGGUCAGCAGAGACCCUAAAGGUUUCGAUGUGACCAAAUGGCACCAUUUGGAUUGCUUCAAUUUUGGGUCCGACUUGGUUGCUUCGGUUGAGAAGAUUAAAGGGUUUCAGUCCUUGAAGAGCAGUGAUCAGGAGGCUUUGAAGAAGUUAGUGGGUGCGUCACAUGAAUCUCAAGAGGAGGUACAGGAUACCAAUGAAAGUAAAUAUGCGAUUGAAGGAAGGCAAAGCUCUCAAGGAAAAAGGGUUCGUGAAGUUGAUGAAAAUGAAAAUGAAAUAGAGGAAAGCAGUCCGAAGAAAGCAAAGUCCUCUAAAUUUGAUGGACAGGCUAAGCUGGAAAUAUCCUUUUCAGUUUCUGAAGUGAAAGACAAGUACAAGGAUGCAACUCUUUCACCUAAAUGGAAGGCAUUUCAAACAAUCAUAUUUCUUGAACGGGAUGAAGGUCUACAUGAUUCAAGUAAAAUUGCUGCUUUUGAUUUUGAUGGAUGUCUAGCCAACACUAAUGUAAAGAGAGUAGGUCCUGAUGCUUGGUCUCUUAUGUAUCCUUCAAUCCCUGAUAAGCUACAGAGCCUGUACAAAGAUGGCUACAAGCUGGUAAUCUUUACGAAUGAAUCCAACAUAGAGCGCUGGAAGAAUAAGAGACAAGUAGCUGUGGACUCAAAAAUUGGGCGCCUCAACAAUUUUAUUGAGCAAGUAAAGGUCCCAAUUCAGGUUUUCAUAGCUUGUGGCCUAGGCAAAGUCGGUAAAGCAGAUGACCCCUUUCGCAAGCCCAAACCGGGGAUGUGGCAUAUUUUGGAACAACACUUCAACUCUGGCAUUUCCAUCGACAUGGAUCAAUCCUUUUAUGUUGGUGAUGCAGCCGGGAGACAAAAAGAUCAUAGUGAUGCUGAUAUUAAAUUUGCGGAGGCCGUUGGUGUUAAGUUUUACGUCCCAGAGGAAUACUUUGGUGUUUGAGGAAUUUUUCGGUCACCAGCUCCAGCCCCCAACUGCAAAAUUCAGCGUUCACGUUGGCUGUCAAUGUUGUAGGGGAUGCUUAAAAUUAGAUUUUAUUUUUCCUUUUCUUGCUAUGCUCCUCUCUGUUGCAAUGAAUUAAGCACCGGAUGAAACCCUACUUGUAAAUUCUAGGAUUAGGAUAAGUUACUUUCCACUGUGUAGUGUCGCAAAUAUUCUGUUUUCUUUUGGAAGGAGAAAGGAUUUGAUGAAUUCACUUCUAAA